AGGAAGAAAACAUCCAACAGCAGCUCCCUCACCCAUGCCCACCACCUCCACACAACCAUGUACUUCUUCCUCCUCAACCUCUCUGUUCUCGACCUUGGCUUCAUUUCUACCACUGUCCCCAAAGGCGUGGCCAAUUUCCUCUGGAACAGCAGGGCCAUCUCCUACUCAGGAUGUGCUUCCCAGGUCUUUCUUUUUUCCUUCUUGGCAAUAGCAGAGUAUACUCUUCUCACAGUCAUGGCCUAUGACCGCUACAUUGCCAUCUGCAAACCCCUGCACUACGGGACCCUCCUGGGCAGCAAAGCUUGUGUCCACAUGGCAGUAGCUGCCUGGGGCAGUGGUUUCCUUUAUGCUCUGCUGCACACAGUCAAUACAUUUUCACUACCCCUCUGCCAAGGCAGUGCUGUGGACCAGUUCUUCUGUGAAAUCCCCCAGAUCCUCAAGCUCUCCUGCUCACACUCCUACCUCAGGGAAGCUGGGCUUCUUGUGGUCAGUGCCUGUUUAGGUGUUGGGUGUUUUGUUUUCAUUCUGCUGUCCUAUGUGCAGAUCUUCAGGGCUGUGCUGAGGAUCCCCUCUGAGCAGGGACAGCACAAAGCCUUUUCCACGUGCCUCCCUCACCUGGCCGUGGUCUCCCUGUUUAUCAACACUAUAUUGUUUGCUCACCUGAAGCGUUCCUCCAAAUCCUCCCCAUCUCCAGAUGUUGUGGUGGCAUUGCUGUACUCAGUGGUGCCUCCAGCAGUGAACUCCUUCAACUACAGCAUGAGGAAUCAGGAGCUGAAAGACACACUGAAAAAGCUGAUUCAAUCAGUAUUCUUUCAACAGCAAUAA
This is a messenger RNA of Mesitornis unicolor (brown roatelo), 825 nucleotides long. RefSeq names its product olfactory receptor 14I1-like. Gene Ontology annotation, biological process: G protein-coupled receptor signaling pathway. Gene Ontology annotation, cellular component: membrane. Gene Ontology annotation, molecular function: olfactory receptor activity; G protein-coupled receptor activity. The record is from RefSeq and is a predicted model, not a curated record. The transcript has a single exon. NCBI's taxonomy places the organism in Eukaryota, Metazoa, Chordata, Aves, Mesitornithiformes, Mesitornithidae. The annotation marks the transcript as partial.